This is a messenger RNA of Morchella importuna, 2085 nucleotides long. RefSeq lists its product as uncharacterized. Gene Ontology annotation, biological process: long-chain fatty acid metabolic process; long-chain fatty-acyl-CoA metabolic process. Bases 1 to 2085 code for a protein of 694 amino acids. The transcript is spliced from 7 exons. Lineage: Eukaryota; Fungi; Ascomycota; Pezizomycetes; Pezizales; Morchellaceae. Gene Ontology annotation, cellular component: plasma membrane; lipid droplet; endoplasmic reticulum. The record is from RefSeq and is a predicted model, not a curated record. Gene Ontology annotation, molecular function: long-chain fatty acid-CoA ligase activity.
AUGGCCAGUCAAAAGAAACAGGUCUUGCAACCGUGCAUCUCCAAAAAACCUCCCUUCAACGUCCAAGUCCCCAAUGUUACUCCAAAGGAAGGCGAGGGCAUUCCUCGUCGUCAUCCUGGUUCCAUCAACGGUUUGAGAAACCGAAUGGAAGAGGACAUUAGGACCACUUACGACAUCGUCAAGCGUGGAGCCGCAAAGUUUGGAGAUGCACAGGCCCUCGGCACCCGAAAGCUCAUCAAACUUCAUGAGGAGCAGAAAAUGGUCAAGAAAAUGGUCGAUGGGGUUGAACAAGAGGUUCCGAAGAAAUGGCUUUAUUACGAAAUGAGCGAGUACUCGUACAUCUCGUUCAACCAGUAUUUGGCUCGUGUGAACACAAUUGGUUCUGGGCUCAGGGCUCUUGGCCUUGAAAAGGAAGAUCGUGUUCAAAUCUUCGCUGCUACUAGCAUAAACUGGCUUGGAAUUUCACAUGGUGCCGCUUCCCAGUCAAUGCCAAUCGUCACUGCAUAUGAUACCCUUGGCCAAUCUGGACUCACCCACUCGCUUGUACAAACCGAGUCAAAAGCCAUAUUUCUUGACCCCCACCUCUUGCCUCAGCUUAUGAAUCCGCUAAAAGAGGCGACGGAAAUCCGUUACGUGAUUUACAACAGCGAAGGCGCCGUCGAACAGGAUCAUAUUGACGCGUUGAAAUCUAAGUUCGAGAAGCUUAGAAUUCUAAGCUUUGAUGAGCUUUUCAAGCUUGGAGAGGAAAACCCCGUCGAGCCAAACCCUGCUGGACCAGAAGAUCUCUGCGGUAUCAUGUACACGUCUGGAUCUACCGGUACCCCCAAGGGUGUACCACUUCUCCACAAGAAUGUCAUCGCUGCAGUUACUGGUGUAACGGUGAUAGUUGGUCCUUAUAUCGGCCCCGGCGAUUUCCUUCUCACCUUCCUUCCCUUAGCUCAUAUUCUCGAAUACGUUUUUGAAAAUGCCUGUCUUUUCUGGGGAGGAACAAUGGGUUAUGGAAGUCCUAAAACCCUUUCCGAUAGAUCCAUGCGUAAUUGUAAGGGUGAUAUUACCGAAUUCCGCCCUACUAUCCUCGUUGGAGUUCCUGCUGUAUGGGAAACGGUUAAGAAAGGUAUUGUUGACAAGGUGUCACUUCUGCCACCUCUGAGCCAGAGGCUUUUCUGGGGAGCUAUGUCACUCAAAAAUUUCAUGCUACAAUCCGGAAUUCCCGGAGCAGGCGUGUUGGACUCACUUAUCUUUAAAAAGAUUAGAGAGGCGACAGGUGGAAGAUUAAGGGUAACUAUGAGUGGAGGAGGACCAAUCGCUCCAGAGACUCAGCACUUCAUCAGUAUGACCAUUGCUCCUAUGAUCAUUGGUUAUGGGUUGACCGAAACCUCUGCCAUGGGUGCCCUCAUGGAUCCUUGCGAAUGGAACACUAAAAGUCUUGGGACUGUGCCUGCGAGCAUUGAGAUAAAGCUUGUCGACUUUGCAGACGCCGGAUAUUUCACCUCAAACAAACCCGAACAGGGUGAGAUUUGGAUUCGUGGAGAUGCAGUUGCUUCCCACUACUUCAAGAAUGAAGAGGAGACACAGGCAGCCUAUGAAGAUGGGUGGUUCAAGACUGGAGAUAUUGGUGAAUGGGAUGCAAAUGGUCACUUGAGGAUCAUUGACCGUAAGAAGAACUUAGUCAAGACCAUUAACGGCGAAUAUAUCGCUUUGGAAAAGCUUGAGUCUCUUUACCGUGCCUCCGCGGUUGUAGCUAAUAUCUGCGUUUAUGCGGAUGUAACGAAGACAAAGCCCGUUGCGAUCAUCGUUCCAGUCGAAGCUACUCUUAAGAAGAUUGCAGCCGAUAAUGGCAUUGAGGGAGACCUUGAAACCCUCGUGCACAACCCCAAACUAAACAGUAUCAUACUUAAGGAGCUCAUCGCAUCGGGUAGGAAGGGAGGCCUUGCAGGUGCUGAGUUAAUUCAAGGUGUUGUUAUGUCCGAUGAAGAAUGGACCCCACAGAACCAAUUGGUCACUAGUGCCCAGAAACUUAACCGCAGAGGGAUUCUUGAAAAGUACAAAAAGGAGAUUGAUCACGCCUAUAGUACUAAUUCAUGA